Messenger RNA from Zophobas morio, 7510 nucleotides. RefSeq names its product ectopic P granules protein 5 homolog (gene Epg5). The record is from RefSeq and is a predicted model, not a curated record. Gene Ontology annotation, cellular component: cytoplasm. The transcript is spliced from 13 exons. The coding region runs from base 315 to 7445 and encodes 2376 amino acids. NCBI's taxonomy places the organism in Eukaryota, Metazoa, Arthropoda, Insecta, Coleoptera, Tenebrionidae. Gene Ontology annotation, biological process: autophagosome maturation.
UCGAUUUCGAACGAAAUUUUUGUUGUAGCCACUUGUUCGUGAACACGAGAAGAGUGCUAAUUUAUAAGUACAAUAUAAAUGUAUGAAUAGUUUGUAGACAAAACUGGGUUUUCGUAGUAAGAUUUGUAAACACAUUCUUCCAUAUCAAUAACAUUAUCAAGAAUUUCACGCACGCGCACUCGUCCCGUUAUGAUGUAAAUAAAUGUCAGCUGAUACUUUGUAUUUACCAUCUUAUUUACAAAAUUUGUUAUGACUAAUACCACGUAAGAUAAAAUACCUUCCACAAAUUACCCGUUCAAACCAAAACAAGCAGCAUGGAGGCAGAGAAACCCAAACCAAAAACUAAGAAAAAACGCGAGAAAGCCGAAAUUAAACAAACCCCACCCACUACAGACCAAGUAACGGAAGUGAAAAACGCCGAUAAAGACAUUGAUAGCUGUGAGGAAGCCGCCAAAGAAGAAACUGCGUCGCAGGUUUCAGACGGCGUAGAGGCGAUUGAGGUUGUCGAGGAAGUUAGAUCGGAACAAACCGAGCCCCCUACAGCUCCCGUUGAACCCCAACUUAGCGAAUUUGACCGGCUGUUGAACCUAAACAGGAAUUUGGCGUGUGAGAUCAGCAACCAGCAACAGCAGGAUAGUUUUGUGAACGCGGAAAAGAAAAUCGAUAAUGGGGCGCAAAAAGCCGCCAUUAAGCCGUAUACGGAGUCGCAGCUGGCUGCGUUGUAUACGAAUAGUGAAUUGGAGAUGUUGGAGCAGUUCACUUCGCAGUAUGUUGAGGCGGAAUUGAAAGGACUGGCGGCAAAACAACAUCCAUUGUAUGAGUUAUUGGCGAGUUAUUUACAAGUUAGGGGUAAAAUUACAGGCAACAGCCUCGAACUGGACCAACUGCGCAAAGAAUACCACGACCUCCAAUCCAUGCUAUGGACCACCGACACCGCCACCGUGACUGGCAGAGGCGAAUGCCUCGACGGCAGCAACGUCACAGCCACCCACUCAUACCAAAAAGCCACAUUCCACAGGUCCGUAUUCCAGAGCAUCGUCCGCAUCUUGGGCCUAGUGCGAAAAUUAACCUACGAGAACCACACCCUCUACGCUUACACAGCCGAAGAUCUCCGGCUGCAGAUCGAACUCUACAUUCAAACCGCCAUCCACAACUGCAUGAACGUAUCCCGACUGGAUAAAGACGCCCCCGUGAUUCUCUCCUUACAGAACGAACCGCUACACCUCAAACCGUACCUGUGCGAAAUCCGGCUCUGCAUAUCCGUGAUUUUUUCGUUCCAACGCAAGUUGAUUCGAGAUUCUCAAUUUAUCAAAGAGAGCCGUGAGUGGCUGAGUCGGUUAGUCGCAGUCUUGUUGCGAUUAUCCACCUACCAGGACCAUUUGUUCAUUUUGAACCAUAUACUGCGGUGUCCCCCAGGAGUCGGUUCAUGGGCCGCGCCUUUCAUCCAAACACCUCUGGAUGAAAGAAUUUCAGAUUCGCCGUUUUCGUCGUACCAGAUUAACCACGUUCUGUCGAUUUUGACGAUGAUUUUGACACCAGUCAAGGAAAGGGAGCGCUUUUUGGAAGAUAUUUCGCAAAGUCGGGACACCCCGGGUGAGUCUUUGUGGAUCGUGGUGGACUCCGAGGGCGAAGAAGACGACGAAUCAGGCAGUUCGUUACGAGAGAACGACCUAGUGGCAUUUUUAACACAGCUACCUUUGGAAAAUCUCUUCAGGAACGUGCUUCUAGUCGAUCGAAAAAACUUCGAAAAUUGCUAUGAUUUUUCGAAAGUGACGCAACACCACAUUUUGCGGUUUUUAUCCUUCGGGACCGUUUUGCUCAAAAUCAUAGAUAAAGGGCUGCGCACGUAUGACCAGUCGCGCUAUAACCAAUUCUCGAAGCGUCUCAGUCGUAUGAUCCGUCACGUGGUGCAGUACGCUACGGACCAAUGGGAACAGUUCCGGAAAGUCCCGAAUUUUGACGAUCCGGCGAUGAUGGAACGACUGCAAGUUGAAUACGACGCGUUUUUCCUACGUGCCAUCUACUACCUGUACACUUCGCAGAGGCUAGGGGCGUGGCAAUUUCUGGCUGUGAUACCGUAUAACCUGAUUACUAUUAAAACCGCUUGGAAGAUUUUUUAUUUCUUGCACGAUUCGGAUUUGUGCGCCCAGGAGAUUCUCAAGCCUGAGGAUGACGUCGAUUAUAGGGAGAAACUUUGGCUGGGGGCGUUUCGGUCCCAGUUUGAAGACAAACUAGCGUCUUUGGCGGAUGACGAGCUCUACUAUCUUUUGAACACGUUUGCGAAUAUGGCGUUAGAACGAGAGAGUGAAGAUCGCGAUUUUAUUGAAACGGCAACUAGAGAUUUGUUGCAAGUGGGGUUUAUCAGUAGGAGUACUCAAGAGAUUUGUUCCAAGUCGGCGCGAACACUUUUGACACAUAUCACGUCCAAGCACCCACACUUGUUGUCAAUGAUUUUGAAAGAAGUUAAAGAGAAUAUAGAGACUGCUGGUCCUUUGGUACUAUAUUUGUACGAGGAACUACCUCUGACGAUUUGGAGGAUAUCGGAAGACGACUUGGCGAUAAUAGCGUGGCUGCUUUCUAACAAUAUCGCUUGUAAUGAAAGCAAACUGGCGCGGAUGAUUCUGUCGCGUCUCAACUGGGAUAUCUUACCUUACGACAUGCAUUGCGACGUAGCCUUAUUAGUAGUGAAGGCUGCGGACCAAGAACCCGGGUACUUACAGUGGGCUUGGCAGACCAUCCUGCGAUUGAAGCUCCACAUCAGCGAUAAAGCCUUCACCGACAUCAAACAAGUACUAGAUCCAGAUCACUACGACGUUAUUAUGAAAGGUAUCCACCAACAGCAACCCUUGUCUAGCUUCGUCGCUGUUCUUAUGACCUCCUGGGGUCACUUGAUACCUUUAAUCUGCGGCAACGGGCUCUCUCAACUCCUGUUUCUCCAAACCCACCAAAAACACGAAGCCGUGCUUUUCGCCCUCUACGUAAUCGUCCCUUUAUUCAUUAACUCGCAAGAGUACAUCAUCAACAACGAACGUUUCCAGGAGAUAAUCUCAAAUUUGAUUAACGCGGAUCGUGGGUACAUAUCCAUGGCGAAGAGUUUGAUAAGUGUGCAAAACACCGUGUUGCAACAAUUCGGGAACAUGAUAGAAACCCAGAUUGUCAAUUUCGCGAAGUACGACUUGAGCAGUCCGCGCUGUUUGGUACGACUUUGGUUCAACACCAUGGUGUCCAUCCCGAACUGGAAUCGAGAUUCAGGGGUUAUGUAUCUACUAGACGUGAUAGUGAGGGCUUCAUUUUUUCACCAAGACGCGUUAGAAGUGGCUAAUACUAUCUUAAAAGAGCUGCUGCAGAGUAACGCGGCACAGGAUCAAGGUGGUACGAUUAGUUCCAUAGUGAAGUGGGUAUCGAAUUCGAGUACCAGCCCGUGUUUGAUUUCGGGCUCUCUGGCGACUUACACAUGGCUCGCCUAUCUGGUUAUAGAACUAGAGUUUGAAGAUCGCGAAAAACGAACGGGGUUGUGGCGGGAGCUACUUUUGCAGCUGAAGAACCAAAAAGGAAAAGUCAGUGUAGACGCGGCUCUCAAGAAGGCCGCAUCUAUGUUAAAAGUGCCAGGGUUCACGUCGACGUACCUUUCUAUCUAUAGAUGGGCCCAACAGGCUCUUGAUUCCCCAAUCGAUCACCCUUUGUUGCCGCUAUUGUGGCAGAAAUUCUUCGUUUUGUACUUAACGCGUCUACCUUUGGCUAGUAGUACCGAUGACGGGUGCGUAGGUGAAAAAUUCUUCGACGGUUUGGUCAAUUUUUCCUUCUUAAAACGCAUUAAACGCAAACUACAAGAAACCCUCGAUAGCUAUAGCGAACUGAUGAACACUGAAGAGGAUCCUUCUAGGAAACAGUACCUAGAAACUUGUGUCAAUUUGUUUAAAGCUUUCAAUGCGUGGUUGGAGGAACCAAGAUUGCAAAAAGGGAAUCUUCAUUUAUCGUCUUUGCCUCCUCUGUAUCUACCCAAUCUUCUGGCUUUCAUCAUCCAAGGCAGCAGUACCCCUUGGUACGAAUACGCAGACUAUGAUCGGAUAAAAUCCGAGCAAUCCGAGUGUGUCCGAAUUUGGCAAGCUUCCAACUUCCGCCACAAAAGCAACAUUAAUAAACCGCUACUCAAUCCGGGGAAGUCCAUGGAGAGUUCCGACCCCGUCGAACGCAUCCUGCGCCGUCUGACGGUAUACGAAACCCCCAAAGAUCCUCCUCCAAUCAAAAAUCACGCCCCUAUCGUUCCCGUCAUUGAUUUCAGCAGCAAGGAGGCGAUGUUCAACUCUUUGGAUCAGUGUUUCAAGACUUUGAAGCAGUUUGCUCAUAAUCAAACUUUAAAAGUUUCGGAACACAAAGCGCUGGAUUGUUCAUACCAAGAAUUAAUACCUCAGUUGUACCGUUCCGUUUUGAACAAAGUCAGCAAAAAGGUUCCUUGUAAAGGCCGGAACGAAACGGUCAACUGUUCAGGGGCGGCUCUUAUUGUUCUCGAGAUGCAAGAAGCCAGAGUGAACGAGAGGAUUGACCAUCAAAUACAGACGAAUAGGAAUGCGUAUGAGUCACUUCUAGCGAAGUCGUUGCAAGCCCCAGCUAGCGCUCUCUGUACGGCGUCUGUCACCAUACAACAAGCGAUAAAGGUUUUGCAGGCCCAAGUUCGAUGUAAUCCGGCGUGUGCGGAACUCGGAAGCGACCUAUUUUAUCACAUUUUGUCUUUGGUUAAUGACGAAACGGGUGCCUAUUUACCUACAAAGACACUGUUCGCUUCAAGUUUGGAGAAGUUGGGUCAGUCGCAUAUUUGUGGGGUGGAGUUCGAAAUGCCCCGACUUUUGGAACGAAUACUUAAGGAACCCGCGCUAGGAGGGUAUUUAGCCCCUCACUUCUCCCCAAGUAACAUAGGUACGGCGAACUUGCUUUAUAUGUACUCAACGAUUUGUCAAGAAAUUGGAAGUAACUAUGACGUCGCAUUCGCACUUCUGUCAAAGUUUGAGAUUGACAAGUGGUUGCGUUUAAAGGAACCAAGGUUGAGUCAAAGGGGUGAAUACAUCCAGUGCGUAAUUAGAGCUUUGACGAUGUUGGGGUACGAACCACCCGUCGAAUCUUUAAUGUUGCACGGACUCUACCGAAAGCACUUACUAACGGUGUUUGAAUUCCAAUUCCCGGAACACUACGGAGAAAUUUUAAUAAACCUGUUGAAAGCGAGUAAUGGGAAUGCUGACACUUCCCUUUUAGCCAAGAGUGUUUGGUUAGAUACCAUUAAUUCUCUAGCGAGACCUGUGCAAAUCAAUUUUAAAAGCCCCUUGAAAGACCAGUUGAGGCAGUACGCCCAACAUCAGAAGAUGUUGCAGCAUCAAGAGCUGCUCGAAACCGCGGAACUCUUCUCUAAGCACUUCACCCAAGAGCGACUGCAGUACGGUCUUUAUGGCCUCUACCCGAAAUGUCGGAACUAUAUCGACAUUUUUGUCAUUCUUCUCGGGAUGACGGGUCACGGGCUCAUCACCAGUAGCCUGAACACCCAUCAAGGUCUACUCGGUGACGAACUCUCCCGGAAAAUCUGGCCUUACUUAGUCAACAUGUUCGCCCCAUGGAUCAUCCCGUAUUCCAUGCAGAACUUGAAAGACAACAUGGCUUCCUGGAUCCAGCAGCUAGCCGACGACCGUUCCAUCCUCCUCCCUUGGAUCCCCUCCGAUAGUCCUCUCGCCCAAAAAAUCAUCCGAGUGUUUUACGAAUGCGUGCAGUUCCUCAUUUACACGUUACCCGCUUGCGGCAACAUCCUGUCCUUCAUUUGGCAAUGGUACGUAACGGGUUUCGCCCACAGUGCCGUCAAAGACCACAUUCUGGGACCCAUCCACCACACGUUUUUGGCAUUCCCAUGGGAGCACUUCUGGCCUUCGCUGACCGAUUUGGAGUUCAUGCUGCGGGUGAUCGACCAGUACUUGCCCGAGUGUCAUUCGUUCCUAGGCCACAUUUUCAUAUCAGUGCCUUGGUCGGCCUGGAUGACCAACUUCAAGGUGUCCCCACCCCAGGUGAAAAGCCGGGUUCACCUGUGUUUCCUCAACCUAUUGGUGAAGCUGUCGAACGAGCCCAACGUGCGCAAUAAGUAUGCGGAGAAGGCCAAGUCGUUGCUGGUGGAAGCCGAAGGGUUCGAAUGGGGAGUUAUCGAACCGGUAGUGUUCCAACACGUUAUGGAUUGGUACGUUCUGAGCUGUGAUCCCGUUGUGAUUUUCAAGAGUGACCCUCUUGAUCUCGACUUUAGAGUUUUACACUUUCUUAAGACUGUUUCUGGCUAUGACAAAGCGGUGGAUAACCCUACCGCAGAUAGUCUGACGAAAAGAUUGAUUUACGUGAAAAGCUACGUCAAACUGGUGUCAGUUUACGUGAAUAGGCAUAAGUCAGUCGUGACGACCAAAGAGAAUGAUAUAAAGGCUGUGAUAACCCAACAAUUGACCCAUUUGGAUGGGGUCGUGCGAAGUUCAAACGAAUUCAACGUGAUUCUGAGGGAGGUGGUACAAAUUGUGAAUAUACAAAACGUGUGUCAUUGCGCUUUGAAGUGUUUUGAUUCGUGGGUACUUAAUAAGAGUGGAGAUGGGCUAGUGGUGAGGGGUCUACUUCAAGUUUUAGGUACGUCGAUUGGAGAUAGCGAGGCUCUUGGAUUUUUACUAGAGUCCACGAUUACUAGUUACUUCCAAAAUAGCAUUUCCGGUACUUUCAACCCGUCGUGGUCGGAAGUGGGACAGCUUUUGACCAUCACUGCUACGAAACAAACAGAACUCGAGCAAAUCCUUCUAAACCGAGGCUACAUUCUGACGUUGAACGCGCUGUUCAUCCAGCGAAUCGAAAAGUGCCACGAUGCCGAAGGACUCCUUAACUUGUCGAUCGGAUGGGUCCAGAACCUAAAAAUAGGUGGCGAAAACUCAGAGUCCAAAGUACCCUUACUCUGGUUUGGUAUUCUCCGCCUAGCUCUUCUUCAUUGCGAGAAAGACGAAGCCACAACUGGCAUCAUUUUACACAGAUUCGCCAAAAUUCUUCUCCAGUUGUCGGAAGACAAGGGUAGUUCCCGCUGGGGCAAGGGUUUGCUGAGUGCGAUCGGGAUCAGCAAACAGGAUUCGAUUUCUAUAAAUUUUAGGUUCUUGUGUCGGGCGCUGGGAGGCUACAUUUUGGCUCAGCUUCCAGAGAUGAAGGGCGAGCCGCAGGUCGUGCGCAAAAGUGCGUACGCCCCGGCUAGAGUAGGUCAAGCGGGCGGGAACAACGAGUGUGCCAAGGUUCUGAUGAGUCUGGGGUUCGGUCAGUCGCAGGGGAAGAUCAAGGAGUGCGAGGAGCUAGCGCUUAAUAAAAUCCAAGAUGCGGAAAAUUCGAUGCACAACGCUUCGAAGUUUUUAGAGCUCUUAGUGAAACAGUUUUAUAUGAAACCGUAUCUGAAAACAGUAUGAUAAGCGUUGCUAUGUUAUAAUUUUUAUAUAUGUUGUAAGAAUAAUAAUAGCUUUGAACAAGCAAA